Messenger RNA from Angiostrongylus costaricensis, 558 nucleotides. NCBI's taxonomy places the organism in Eukaryota, Metazoa, Nematoda, Chromadorea, Rhabditida, Metastrongylidae. The record is from the annotation of a GenBank genome assembly.
AUGCGAAUGGAAAGAACAGAUACAAGGUACGUACGUCAGCAGCUGCCUGAAGAUCUAUUUCGAGUUUCGUCAUCUUUCGGGAAUACCGUGUGGUUCGAGCUCCGACGAAGAUUGAGCGCUACAUUCUUUAUGAGACUUCUUAUGUAUGCGGUAUGGAAAAUAUAUUUAAAGGAUGUCGGAUGUUUGGAUCACCGUCGUGUUGUUUUGAAUAUUGGAAGCGUCUCGUACAUCCAUGCAAAUUACGUAUCGACGCCAGAUAACUCGAAACGAUUCAUCUGUACUCAGGCUCCCUUACCUUCAACAUGCUCGGAGUUCUGGUGUAUGGUUGUGCAAGAGAAAUCAGCAACGAUCUUGAUGCUCUGCAACUUCGUCGAACAGCACAAUCCGGCAAUCAGCCCAGUUUUUAUGAUACUGAAGUCGAAAUCAGAAUGUUUUAACUUUUAUUUGCUCCUCCAUUUACUGUCAUUGCCAUUGGCGGGCGUUGCUGAUAGCACCGAUAGAGUAAAAACGUGGUUGAGAGGAAGACUAAACAAGGGCUACGGUUUGUUUACUGGAUAG